CGAACACUGUGUGACUUACUGAGUAGUCAUUCUCAUUUUGUGCCCGACAAUUCGGUUGAAAAUUGCAUUUUCUGCUGAAAAUAGACGUGCGAGCAGUGACCGCGGCUUAGUAAAUUAAAAUAUAGCCAACGCAACAACAAUAAAAUGUCGACAGCAAGCUCAAUUCCUCCGCCAGUUUCCUGGGCUCAGCGCAGCGAUUUGAUUUAUGUUAUCAUCGAUGUGGAAUGCAAAGACAUUGAACACAAAGUGACAGACAAGACCUUCACUUUCAAGGGUGUAAAUGCACUUGACGCCUCCAAAAAGUACGAGGUCACAUUGAACUUUUACAAUUCGGUUGAUCCGGAGAAGGUGACUAGCAAGAAUAUUGGACGCUGUUUGGAAUUCACAAUACCCAAGAAGGAGAACGGUCCCUACUGGCCAACACUGACCACAGAUAAGACCAAAUUGCACUUCUUGAAGGCUAACUUUGCCAAGUGGCGUGAUGAGUCUGACGAAGAGGAGGGUGGUGAUGCUAAGGACAACGGAAUGUUUAGCAACUUCUUAAAUAGUCCGGGAGGCGAUUGGAACAACAAAUUUGAUGAUUUCAAUGUCGACGAAGAUGACGACUCCGACGAUAACAUACCCAGUCUAUCGCAAAAUGAUGAUGAGGACGAAGGUGGGGAGGGCGACAAAGACAAGAAGCCAGCUGCCUAAGCAGCUUGCUGUUUGGGCAUUUUUUGAGUAAUAGAGUCGUAGCAUUAGCCGAGACCCCUAUACCGUUAAGUCACACAUACACACACACACAAAAGGACAAACACAAUCAUGCGUUCGUAAACACCUAUUCCGAAAACACUAGAGUAGAAUAUGCGGCAUGUCAGCAGAAGCAAGGAAAAGAAAAAGGAACAAAAAAUUAAUUUUACGCUGGAUUUUCAUCCCAAUAACUAAAACUGGAAAAAGCUACAACCAAUUCAUUGCGAAGUUUCAUUUGCAAUUUAUUAUUUUUUGUUUCCUGUAAAUAAAGGGAAUUAAAAUAAAAUAUAAAAAUCUUAA
Drosophila mojavensis is the source of this 1029-nucleotide messenger RNA. RefSeq lists its product as uncharacterized. Lineage: Eukaryota; Metazoa; Arthropoda; Insecta; Diptera; Drosophilidae. Gene Ontology annotation, biological process: protein folding; chaperone-mediated protein complex assembly. Gene Ontology annotation, molecular function: Hsp90 protein binding; protein-folding chaperone binding. The transcript has 4 exons. Gene Ontology annotation, cellular component: nucleus; cytosol. Bases 145 to 693 code for a protein of 182 amino acids. The record is from RefSeq and is a predicted model, not a curated record.